GCUCGUCUUCUUUCUCUGAAUACAUAAAGAAUGAGUGGCUACAGCUGACUUAUGUUCUGUGAAGACUUGAAUUUGAUGGCUGUACGUCUUAUUUACAUGCUGAUUGAAGACCAGAUGAGAUACCACAUUCUGGACCAACUGUAAGGGUUUCACUGUGUGUGAAGGGAGGCCCGCCAGCAGGGUAUUGCAGUAGUCGAAGCAAGAGACAACCAUGGAACAGACCAAGAGGGUAUCUCUUGGCUCCUAAGUACAUUCACCUGGACAAGAAGCCCAAUGUCUCAGCUGCAACCACUGAUCCAGCUCCAACAAACGACAGAGCCCUUGUUGAAUGUCCAGGAGAUGCAGUUCUGGCUGGACAAAGCGGUGGCCUGGGGCCAGGCUGACAGUCCGGAGACUCAGAAAGACACUGGCCUGCACUUGAGUAGACUAAGCAGUUACCUCCAACAAUUGCUUAUACACAUCAACAACACGAGUUCCACAACAGAAACCAUGAAGAGGCUGCCCUACCUUGGCCAGUUCCUGGGCCGACUGUGCUGGAACCCGUAUGUCACUGCUGAUGAUACAAGCAGAAGGCUGUUGCUCCAGUGUCUGUUGGGACUGUACUCAGAGCACCCAAGCAGUGCAGUGGAAAGAAAAGCCAACCAGUGGAUACGGAAAGUGUUGUGUCAGCUUGCUACAGAGGAUGACGAUGCUGCAGCGCAGGCAUUAAUGAAGUGUGUGGGUGUCCCACCCAAAGAGUACCAUCUCAAAGUCCUGAGGAAGAUGGUGGCAUCGCUGCAGGAAAACAUUGGGAAGAGCUGCAAUUCUCUGGGCAACAUAAAUCAGAGGUGUUCAUGUGACAGCGUUCUGGCAACAUCAGAAGCUUGUGUCCCUUUGGUCACUUGUCCCGAGGCUGCUCCUCUUAUUGGUGCACUGCUACAGCGGCCAGUGACUUGUGUCAGAGCAACUCUUAGUGAAGAUUUCCUGGAUGCUCUGAGCUCUGCCUACUCAAGCCAGGGUUUGUCAUUGGAGGAGCAGGCAGUAGUCUCUCUGUGGUACCACAGCCUGUCCAGCCUGGAAGAGGCAGUGCUCAGUCUGCUGGAGUCUGUUCUUCCUCCCAACACAGGGUCAGCACCACUGACGCUGGAGCAGCAAGUAGCACAGUCCCUGCUGCCUAAAGCCUGUGCUCAGCACUGCUCAAUAUUCUUGGUUGUAAAUGAGAUCUUCAGGUCUGUCCUUAAGCAAGCAGAAGGAAACGAGUGUGUUAAGUCUCUUAUCCAAACCUUUACCAGCUGUUUCCUCAAGGAAGUGGCGCUGCUGCAGCCUCAGAAGUGUGCAUCUUUGAAGAUGUUCUUCCCUCAGUCACCUCAGAGUCUGUUGCUCCCUCUGUUGACCCUGCCGUCAGAGAUGCCACAGGAGGCUUGGAGACAUCACCUGAACUGGCUCAGCAGCUCAUUACAGAGACUGACAGAGGAGGAAGAGGAGGGAGACGGCAGCAGUGGCACCAGGGGGCACCACAAAGUAUUCGAGGCCUGGUUCCUGCUGGUUCGGUGUGCCCACUGGGUGCAGGUGACUGUCCAGCUGCUGGGAACAUCAGGGCAUGAAGACUGUGGCCCCCUCCUGUGGCUGCUGACCUUCUACUACCACCCCACCAACAGGGGGCACCACAGAGCUCUACAGCUGGUACAUGUCAGAGAAGCGUGGGACCACCUACGCUCCCUUUUCUUGGACUUAACUCAUCCACUUUCUGUUGACCACCUGCAGUCAAUGGUCACUCUGCUGUCACCACACCCUCAGCAACCAUCACCGUUUCCAUUAUUGAUCCUCAGCCUCUUAGUCAGCUUUGCUGUUUUCUCCCAACAAUCGCUGAGUGGAUCAACACAGAUUUUACAGACGGUGGUGGAUCAGUCUGGUCUGGUUGAUGAAGCAGCAUGUGUUCUCGACUCACUGGAGCUCAGACUAAAGGAAGGAAGCUGCUUAUCAAGCGUCACUAACAGAGUUCAUCUCAGGAUCAAGGCACUUCAGAACACACUAACACAUAUGCAUGCAGCAUAGAGCCCUGCUGAGAACCCGAGCGCACGCCUCACACACUCUGAAACAGAUGGUUCAAGUACAAUGCACCAGCCAAUUCAAAGGCAUUUCAUUUGAAACUGGACUGUGAAUAUGAAGCAACUGAAAACCCUGAGCGGAUUACUUGGAAUCUUAUUUUAUAAACCUUCACAAAUAUAUUUUUAUAUUUCAUAUUCAGCUUGUGUAGACAAUUGCUGAUGUAAUUUCUGUCCAUA
This is a messenger RNA of Seriola dumerili (greater amberjack), 2264 nucleotides long. It is a transcript of the gene fancc, whose product is annotated as Fanconi anemia complementation group C. The transcript is spliced from 17 exons. Bases 274 to 2034 code for a protein of 586 amino acids. Gene Ontology annotation, cellular component: Fanconi anaemia nuclear complex. Gene Ontology annotation, biological process: cellular response to oxidative stress; interstrand cross-link repair; nucleotide-excision repair. The record is from RefSeq and is a predicted model, not a curated record. NCBI's taxonomy places the organism in Eukaryota, Metazoa, Chordata, Actinopteri, Carangiformes, Carangidae.